Oryza sativa Japonica Group (Japanese rice) is the source of this 2661-nucleotide messenger RNA. Its product is annotated as E3 ubiquitin-protein ligase COP1. Gene Ontology annotation, molecular function: protein binding; ubiquitin protein ligase activity. Gene Ontology annotation, biological process: proteasome-mediated ubiquitin-dependent protein catabolic process. The record is from RefSeq and is a predicted model, not a curated record. Lineage: Eukaryota; Viridiplantae; Streptophyta; Magnoliopsida; Poales; Poaceae.
CAUUUGCCCGCAGCGCCGCGGCGCGCGAGGCUACCCCGACCCCGACGUGGUCUCCUCCCACCCAUACACCCUUCCGCUUCCACGCCCACACACAGAACCCAAUUCCCCUCCCUCCUCCUCCACCCGCCCCUCCCUCCCACACACACCACACCACCACCACCACCACCCACCCCUCGUAUGCAAUUAUUCACGCCCAGUCGCCGCCUCCACCGCCGCCGCCUGCUCGACUCACCACCGCAGGGCGGCCUCCUCCUGCCGCAUGGGUGACUCGACGGUGGCCGGCGCGCUGGUGCCAUCGGUGCCGAAGCAGGAGCAGGCGCCGUCGGGGGACGCGUCCACGGCGGCGUUGGCGGUGGCGGGGGAGGGGGAGGAGGAUGCGGGGGCGCGCGCCUCCGCGGGGGGCAACGGGGAGGCCGCGGCCGACAGGGACCUCCUCUGCCCGAUCUGCAUGGCGGUCAUCAAGGACGCCUUCCUCACCGCCUGCGGCCACAGCUUCUGCUACAUGUGCAUCGUCACGCAUCUCAGCCACAAGAGCGACUGCCCCUGCUGCGGCAACUACCUCACCAAGGCGCAGCUCUACCCCAACUUCCUCCUCGACAAGGUCUUGAAGAAAAUGUCAGCUCGCCAAAUUGCGAAGACAGCAUCACCGAUAGACCAAUUUCGAUAUGCACUGCAACAGGGAAACGAUAUGGCGGUUAAAGAACUAGAUAGUCUUAUGACUUUGAUCGCGGAGAAGAAGCGGCAUAUGGAACAGCAAGAGUCAGAAACAAAUAUGCAAAUAUUGCUGGUCUUCUUGCAUUGCCUCAGAAAGCAAAAGUUGGAAGAGCUGAAUGAGAUUCAAACUGACCUACAGUACAUCAAAGAAGAUAUAAGUGCUGUGGAGAGACAUAGGUUAGAAUUAUAUCGAACAAAAGAAAGGUACUCAAUGAAGCUCCGCAUGCUUUUGGAUGAACCUGCUGCAUCAAAGAUGUGGCCCUCACCUAUGGAUAAACCUAGUGGUCUCUUUCCUCCCAACUCUCGGGGACCACUUAGUACAUCAAAUCCAGGGGGUUUACAGAAUAAGAAGCUUGACUUGAAAGGUCAAAUUAGUCAUCAAGGAUUUCAAAGGAGAGAUGUUCUCACUUGCUCGGAUCCUCCUAGUGCCCCUAUUCAAUCAGGCAACGUUAUUGCUCGGAAGAGGCGAGUUCAAGCUCAGUUUAACGAGCUUCAAGAAUACUAUCUUCAAAGACGGCGUACCGGAGCACAAUCACGUAGGCUGGAGGAAAGAGACAUAGUAACAAUAAAUAAAGAAGGUUAUCAUGCAGGACUUGAGGAUUUCCAGUCUGUGCUAACAACAUUCACACGAUAUAGUCGCUUGCGUGUAAUUGCGGAGCUAAGACAUGGAGAUCUGUUUCACUCUGCAAAUAUCGUAUCAAGUAUCGAAUUUGACCGUGAUGAUGAGCUAUUUGCUACUGCUGGAGUCUCAAAGCGCAUCAAAGUCUUCGAGUUUUCUACAGUUGUUAAUGAACCAUCAGAUGUGCAUUGUCCAGUUGUUGAAAUGGCUACUAGAUCUAAACUCAGCUGCCUUAGCUGGAACAAGUACUCAAAAAAUGUUAUAGCAAGCAGCGACUAUGAGGGUAUAGUAACUGUUUGGGAUGUCCAAACCCGCCAGAGUGUGAUGGAGUAUGAAGAACAUGAAAAGAGAGCAUGGAGUGUUGAUUUUUCUCGAACAGAACCCUCGAUGCUAGUAUCUGGGAGUGAUGAUUGCAAGGUCAAAGUGUGGUGCACAAAGCAAGAAGCAAGUGCCAUCAAUAUUGAUAUGAAGGCCAAUAUUUGCUCUGUCAAAUAUAAUCCUGGGUCGAGCCACUAUGUUGCAGUGGGUUCUGCUGAUCACCAUAUUCAUUAUUUUGAUUUGCGAAAUCCAAGUGCGCCUGUCCAUGUUUUUGGUGGGCACAAGAAAGCUGUUUCUUAUGUGAAGUUCCUGUCCACCAAUGAGCUUGCGUCUGCAUCAACUGAUAGCACAUUACGGUUAUGGGAUGUCAAAGAAAAUUGCCCUGUAAGGACAUUCAGAGGGCACAAGAAUGAAAAGAACUUUGUUGGGCUGUCUGUAAAUAACGAGUACAUUGCCUGCGGGAGUGAAACGAAUGAGGUUUUUGUUUACCACAAGGCUAUCUCAAAACCUGCUGCCAACCACAGAUUUGUAUCAUCUGAUCUCGAUGAUGCAGAUGAUGAUCCUGGCUCUUAUUUUAUUAGCGCAGUCUGCUGGAAGAGCGAUAGCCCUACCAUGUUAACUGCUAACAGUCAGGGCACCAUUAAAGUUCUUGUACUUGCUCCUUGAUGAAAUCAGUGGUUUUCAUGAGAUCCCUAGAUAGCUUGUAUAUUUGAUGUAUACAGUUGUUUCCUUUUCGUGCCAUUAUACCCCAAAUGGGAGUGGAGGUAUUACUGAUCUCCAACAUAGGGCGCAAAGUUUUGAAGGUAAUCAGCUGACAUAGGGUUUCGAGGGCUCGAAAUGUGCAUAGUCCAGAAUUCUCAUGUAUAGGUUUAAAGCAGUCAAGUAAUUGAUUAUACAUAUGUAACGUGAGAAUUGAGAAAUGAACAUCAAAUAAGCUUGUUUGGUUGCAUAUAUUGGAUUGGAUUUUGGGAACUGGGAAGACAAGCUGUACUGGGCUGAUUUCAGCAACA